Messenger RNA from Liolophura sinensis, 9337 nucleotides. RefSeq names its product peripheral-type benzodiazepine receptor-associated protein 1-like. Gene Ontology annotation, molecular function: protein binding. The transcript is spliced from 35 exons. NCBI's taxonomy places the organism in Eukaryota, Metazoa, Mollusca, Polyplacophora, Chitonida, Chitonidae. Gene Ontology annotation, biological process: neuromuscular synaptic transmission. The record is from RefSeq and is a predicted model, not a curated record. The coding region runs from base 326 to 6463 and encodes 2045 amino acids.
AAUAUAUCAUUAUGUCUGCUAACAGGAUUAUACCCUGGAGUGCUACAGCACCUUGUUGAUCGUUGGACACAGGCGGGAGGGCCGCAAGUUAUCGGUACAACUUUGCGUUUACCGGGCGAGAAGACCUGUCCGGACCCGCGUGCUCACAACAACACUGACAACAAGUGACAGAACUAUGCCUCAACAACGCCUCCAGAAAGUUUAGGGAGAAAGUGUCUUUCUUAAUGAUUAUCAUUUCCAGUAUUGACGUCAACACCCAAGGACUCACUUUGUGAUCACCAUGGUAACUGAGGGCUAAGCGGAAGAACUGGGUGCAUUUCCCACGAUGCUCCGCAGCGAUGCCAUGGAGGUAACAGCCAGUGGGUAUGCAAGUGGGCGUCUACCUUACGACAUUGCCUUGUUUGAUAACUACCCUCAGCGAGACUACAAGCGCGUGGCAAGCCCGGCAAAGUCAGAGGGAGGUCACAGAGCGGUAACCCUUGACGACAUGCGAAAUAAACUUUCCCGCAUGAAAAAGGAGUUGGAGUUGGAAAGAGCACGGAAUAGACAGUACAUCUCUGAGCGCGAGCAAGGUAGUCGUCAUCUUAAGACAAUGUACGAAAGAGAAUGGUCUAGGAAACUCGAAAGUCUUGAAAAUAAGUUGAAAGCAGACAUGGAGAAAAAAGUGGCUACGAUGAAAGAGGGGCUUUCGAAAGAGAAAGAUUUGGAGCUUCGACAGGUCUUGCGCUAUAAAGACGAGGAAGUGAAAAAUAUGCAGACCCAUUUCGCUCAGGAGAAAGAAGAUGCUGUGCGAGUGGCCCUGGAGCUUCAGAAGAUUUCGCUCAGUCGUGAGAACUCUGUGUCGUACGAUCAAGAUGAAGAUCUGGUGGAAUCUCUGAAGUCAGAGUUAGAAUCUGUGAAAUUGACAAACAAGGAGCUAGAAAAAAAGUACAAGGAGAAAUGCGCUUCGGAUAAUGUGAAAGACGCUGAAAUCAAACGAAUGCGUGAAGAACAUGACCUAGAUUUGAGCAGAGUCAUGCAAGAGUCCAAGAUCGCUGUUUUACGGGAUCUACACGAAAUGAAAAUCAAAGAAAAGCUCCUCCAAAAAACAGAGAGCUCCUCUUCAGAAACUCAACCUACUGAGAGGCGGGUGAAGUCUGAAACAGCCCGAGGGAGAAGUUCUGACAAAGUUCUAACGAGGCAAGAAAAAGCGAACAUUGAAUCUGCACUUCUGCACACCAAAUCACUGUCAACCAAUCACACGUUUACUAUAGAGGAUUCGUCGGAUACAGAAUCAGCAAAGAGACCAAACAGCAGUAAGUCGCUGCAUGGAUACCGGCCUGUUGUGGAUGACGAUAGCGAUGAACUAGAACAACUCCACGGAGAGGUGGACAGACUGCACACUAAACUAGCCUCACUCAGAAGCGAAAAUGAAAAUCUGAAAAAGAAACAAGCGGACCAAAAGCCGUUGGAGGAGAAAAUUCGCAGUUUAAAACGGCGCAAUGCUGAGCUGGCUGCCAUGGCCAGGCGCUUGGAAGAGAAGGCCAAGCAUUUACAGCAGGAAAAUCUCAAGAAACCUAAAGAAAUCCACCACAAUGAGGUGGAUCACAUGAAGCGCAUGUUUGCGCGACAGCGGGCGCGGGAUUUGGCAGAGUACGCAAAAAAUAUGUUAGCCAGAGAUAAGGAGAUUGAGGAGCUUCGCAAGAAGUGUCAGGAGUUGGCGGAGCAGCUUGGCAACCAGGCCAUCGCUGUGCCAGAGAAUGUACAAAUGUAUCAAGAAAAAGAGGAGUUGGAAAAUAUCAUCAAACAGUCUGCUAAAGAGAGACUACUCUUGGAGAGACAAGUAGUCAAAACGAAACCAGACAAGUUGUCAGAAGAGCUCCGUGAAAGUCGACAAAGAAUACAUGGACUGGAGGAGCUGAACCGUGGCUUGGAAGAUGAUAUCGUGCAGCUGAGACAAGACCUGCAACACAAGCAUGAAUUGGACCGAGAACUUCACGAUAGGACGUCCGAAUGUGAGAACCUGAGUAUACAGGUGGAUGGCCUUCAGCACACAUUAAAUACAGAGAGAUUAAAAGUCCGGGACUUGGAAGAAGAAUUACAAAGUGAAACUGUGAAGAACACAGAACUCUCAUCUCAGGUGACAGAGCUACAGGAUAGACUCACAGAGCUAAAGAAGUUUGAAGAAGACGUACAGAGUCUACAGAAGAGUCUCGCGGAGUCACAGUACGAGUGCGUCUCGGCCAAGGAACAGGCUGCCGAGCUCCAGGAAACAGUCCACAAAUUAGAAUCCGAGUGCUCUGCGGCGAAGGAAGAGGCUACUGAACUUCAAAGCGAAGUCGACAAACUCGAAAGUCUCCUUAAGCAUUUGCGGGAAUGUGCAGAGCAGCAUGAUCAGCUGGAGAGUGAACACAAAGCGGCCUUGUCGCAGCUCAAACACAAGCAGGAUGAGGUGACUAUGUUACAGAAGGCUCAAAAUGAAUGGAAGAAACAAACUGAAGAAGAAUUAAGUGAAUCUCAGUCCAAACUAGAACGGCUGACCGCUGAGCUAGACAUCUUAUCUUUGGAGUUAGAACGGAACAGAACAAAAUGUAGCAGCAAUUCCUCCAUAGCCAUCCAGACGGAUCACGACGACGAAUCAUCAGUAUUCUUGUCCAAUGGUCAGCUGCCAUCUGACAGCACAGACCUUCAGGACGACUUAAUCCGAUCCAAAUCCGCACGCCUUGCAGAAUCCGCAAAAUCGCUAGACACAGGCUUUUCAGAAGGGGACGAAGAUGAGUAUCGAAGCCCUUUGAAAGAAGAAAUAGAGGAUCUAGAACUGCCACUGACGCCCGAGAUAUUUCACCGUGAGUCCAUUGCCCAGGAGUUCUUGGCUGACCCAGAGCUCUCGGCAAUUUCUCAAAGAUUACGGGAAAUAGAGGCUGCUGACUCACCAUCUGAAGACGAAAUCACUCGUACCUUGUCUGAAGCUGAUAACUCCAGCUUCAUGAGUGGACAUUAUAGUGCCUUCAGUAAUAAGAGUCCGUACAAGAUGGAGAACGGGCUGAUCCCGCCAAACUCGCGGAUAUCGGGGCGUAAAGGUCCGUUACAGGUGUACGUGGCUAAGUAUAGCUAUGACCCUUACCACUACUCACCCAAUGACAACCCAGACGCGGAGCUGCCAUUGAACGCGGGCGAUUAUAUCCUCAUACACGGUGAUAUGGAUGAGGAUGGUUUCUUUGAAGGAGAGCUUGUUGAUGGAAGAAGAGGGCUGGUCCCCUCCAACUUCAUUGAAAAAGUGGCAGAUGAAGAUUUGCAGGAGUUUCACAAUGCCAUGGCAAUGGCCAGUCAUCACUCAGAUGAUGGUUCCUAUGGCAACAACCUCCAACAUGACCUUGACUUUAACAGUAGUGACGAGUCAGAAAAAGUGCUAGCUGAUUUACAAAGUGCUGAAUCCACAGUGGCUGUGAAGCAAGAAACACCAACCAAAGCUAACAGUGAGGGACGAUUGGCUGAGGAAGGGGAUGAGUCAUUAUCCCUGUCCAUCACUGACAACUCUCUGACAGAGACAAAAGUAGAUACACAUAGCAAAAAUAUACCAUGCCCAGUAAAGUUAAAACUUGACCGUCAGCUGACCAGUAGUGUGGUGGUCAGCUGGUCACCCCCUGAGGGCUUGAAGCCCAGCCAGAUACAGGCUUACCACGUCUACCUGGAUGGGGAGUUCAAAACGUCCAUUCGAGGGACGGAGAGGACGAAAGCCUUAUUGGAAAACGUUGAUACAAGCAAGAUUCAUCGUGUCAGUGUGAGGACAGUAACCAGUGAAGGCCAAUCAGCUGACGCUCAAUGUACAAUGUUGUUUGGAAAAGAUGCAAUUCCCACCCCUAGCAAAUUAGAAGUUUCUGAAAUUAGUGCCAAUUCUGCUCUGUUGUCCUGGUUGCCAGGCAACAGUAGCUAUCAUCAUGUGAUCUAUGUCAAUAGUCAGGAGGUGAGGAGGGUGAAGCCAGGCGUCUGCUCACAUCUACUCUCUGGCCUGUCCCCAGCCACUCUUCACAAAGUGUCCAUACAGGCCAAGAAUCUGAGCAGUGGCGUGGAGGCCAGCAGGCGACAACAAGAGCUCCUCACAGCCUCACUGGAGUUCACAACUCUCGCCGGAGGUAGGAAACGGCCCAAGAAAUUUAUCUCUAUUUGGCUGUUUUAUCAUAAGGAAUUCCCUUCAUGCACAGUCUGUUGUUUUGAUGAUGAGAAUGCCAAGGAAUUAGGAAUAAUACAGGAAUUAUGGUUAAAAAUUAUUGUCAGUUUGCAUGGAAUCCCCGAUCCGCCAUUGGAUGUUCAACUUGAGGCUGGACCUCAAGAAGGGACAUUACUCUUGACCUGGUUGCCGGUGACGAUAACUCCGGCAGGGACAUCAAAUGGUACGGUGGUGGAGGGCUAUUCUGUGUACGCUGACGGAAAGCUGUUAAGAGAAGUCUCCGGACCCACGAACGAUCAUGCUGUUUUAACGGGACAAGACUUCCAAGGUAUUAUUCCAAAAGUGCUAACAAUACGAACCAUCGCUGGGGACAAAAUUGAGUCCACGGAUUCCAACCGGGUCAAGGUUCAGCAUGGGCUGGUCCGUGAGUUGUCAAGAGGUGUGGCUAAAGGAGCUGGUCAUUGGACAAAUUUAUUCCACUUAUGUGACAACUUUAUUCCACUCAUUGGACAACUUUAUUCCACUUAUGUGUCAACUUUAUUCCACUCAUUGGACAACUUUAUUCCACUUCUGUGUCAACUUUAUUCCACUUCUUUGUCAACUUUAUUCCACUUCUGUAUCAACUUUAUUCCGCUUCUGUGUCAACUUUAUUCCACUUAUCUGACAUUUAUUGUUUGUGUUGUUUGGCAGAGCGAGCCAACAGAUACAGAUGAGGAGAUAGAGGCAGCGUUUAGAGAAGAAGACAAGGUGGCAACGAUCAACCCUCACUAUCGAGAAGAGGUAAUGGAGACGAGCAGCUCAGAGUUAUCAGACAUCCAGGAAGUGGAGGAAGAGGAUCUGUCAGAGACUCAGGACACAGAGCAUAAUCAGCAUAGGUCAUCACCAAGGGGAGAUAAAAAAGCUGUGACAAAACAUGGUCGCCACUCAGAGGAUCGGGAGAGGUCGCCCAAGUCUGACAGCAUGCUAGCCCCCAGCAGGGUUGUUCCUCAUAUACAAAUCACCCGAGAUAGCAGCAGUGAAAGAGGUACAUCAUUUGAAGCUUUAGAUGAUGAGGAGUCCGCCUUCCAUCGACCUGGGCCACGGGUCUCGCCAGAGGAACCCCGCCCCAGGAAACCUUCCCCAAGUCCUGUUGCGGAAAUACAAGGAGACGGUAAACAAGACGGGUAUCGAGAGAGUCCAAGAGGGAAACGACCCUCAUCAGGGAAAUCAGACACUUCAGAUUCUGGAAGGAGGUCGCCGGGUCAACGACAUCGUCAUGACCAUGGCAACCAUGACCAUAGUGAUAGUUUGGACCAAUCAGGAGAGAGUGUUCAAGAACUCUUGUCCAACGAUGUUGUGACUAAAAAGAAGAUUAGGGACGAUAUUCCUGAAUCAGAAUUAAUAGACUAUGAGGACAAUGGUGAAGGGGACUCAAUGGCUGAGGCGGGAUCAGAUAUCUAUGAUGAAAAACGGGUUAGACUUUUUAUAGCUCUUUUUGAUUACGAUCCAGUGGAAAUGUCACCCAAUGUGGAUGCCAUUGAUGAAGAGUUGCCUUUCAAAGAAGGACAACUCAUUAAGGUGUAUGGUGAUAAAGAUGCCGAUGGCUUUUUCCGUGGUUCGUGUAACAACCGCAUGGGUUAUGUCCCUUGUAACAUGGUGUCAGAGGUGCAGGUGGACGACCCUGAAAUCGCGGCUCAGCUGCUUCAGGAGAGUCAAAGCAGCAACUCUGCAGAGACGUGGGAUGAAGCUCCGCAGGAGAAAACCCCCACUCGAGAUCAGUCCUCCCGUCGUCUGUCCCCCAGCCCAUCCCCCACCAUGCAACAAGACAUGAACUUGAAGAAAAUGGUGGCCCUCUAUGAUUAUGACCCUCAGGAGCUCUCCCCCAAUGUUGACGCUGAGGUGGAGCUGUGCUUCAAAGCUGGCGACAUCAUCAUGAUCUUCGGUGAGGCAGACGAGGAUGGAUUUUUCCAAGGGGAGCUAAACGGCAUUCGCGGACUAGUUCCAUCAAAUUUUAUCACUCCGGCAUCUCCGGCCGAUGAUGAGGUAAUGGACGGCACGAGUGUUGUGUCACCAUGCAGGUCAGGUGACAGCCUGGAAAACAAUACUGCAGAGCCUACAACAAAUGAAUCUGAUUGGCCGCAUAAAAUUCCCAAUGUGACUAUGGAUUCGAGGACUCCAUUGAAGACGGAGAAACGACGCCACGAUUUAACGAAUGAUGUUUCCUCAAACAAGCAAGUUAGCCCAGAGCACUUUGUGAAUGGCACUGACGAUAAGAAGAAAAGACCAAAAGGAAUUUUCGCAAAGGGCAAAAACAUCUUCAAGAAAUUUUCAAGAUAGCAUUGAAAAAUUGGAAAGACUCCUGUCAAGACUGCUACAGUCAGCCACAGGAGAAGGUGGAUGUGUCUACUUAUGUGCCAGUAUGAGAAGAGGAAAUCCCUAUGAUGGAUUCUUGUGGGAAAGUUACAAAAAUCCCACAUUGUGUGUUCUUGUGAAAUUUGCAAAAAUUCUCCCAUGGGCUCAUGUGUGAAAGGUGCAAGCCCUUGCUAUGGAUUCUGAUGGAAAAUUUGCAAUCCCUGCCUCCCUGCUCAGACUUAAACACGACAUACGUUUACUUUGAAAAUGCCUUCAGAAAAAUCUGCUAUAAUCUUCUGUUGGGAGGAACAAAAACUUACGAAAAACACCAAAUCUUCCAUUUCAGAAGACAAGCUGCUUGGAUGAUGAGUAUUAAUCACUGGAUGAACCAAUGAUUUUCGGUGCUUUGACUCAGUCAUACUUGGACUUUCAUGAGAACUACUGAAAUAAAGCAGGGUUGUUUAAAAGGUUUCAAAUACUGCUUGAAUUGUGGAACUUGCAGAAAAAUUUGUCUUGGUUGUGAUGUAUAAAUACAUGGGCUAAAAUGAGUAAACUGACCAGUAUGAGAGCGAUGUUUGAGAUGGGGAGAAAGGAAGUGGACAAAACCAAAGUAUAUUGUGAUACAUUCUUCCGAAUACCCCUUGUUAAUAUGGUCUGUUUACUUGAGUAAGUUAAUCACUCUUUUAAUUUCUCCACUUAUGGGUAUUUUAAGCAACUGUACCUCUCCCUUCUUCUGAUUCUGCACUCAGAGUGACCCUUCUGUCAGUAUGUAAGGGAAAUGGUGUAGAUGUGUUCAUGGCGAAACAACGGGAGAAUGGUACAUGUGCAUGGCAGCAUUGUCUCUUGAACACUAAGAGAUCCAACUAACACAAAAUGACAAAAGGGAGUAGGAUCCUGUGAGGUGCAUGUACACUUUCUGAGUUUUAGUAAGGUACGCCUACAUCCUAGCUCUCAGCGACAAAAUCUGUUGGGAUUAAACAAAUGUUUAAAAUAAUAUUCGUUGCAUGGCUUUACAGGAGUGAAACCGUUGUGCAUAAUGGCCAUAUUAAAGCUGUUUUCUUGUUCGAGAUUAGUGGACACCUCCAUUUGGGCAUGUGAAUGACCCAUGGAUGUUUUACAUGGUAUGUGUACUUUUGAUGAGGAAUGUUUCCAACCUGUAAAAUUUUCUUCAAAAAAUACAGCACAUGCUGUAAGUUGUUACCUGGGCUAUAAUUGAUAGGUUACUCAUAUUUAAAUAGCUGAAAAUAAAAAUGACUGAUUCACAAGAUCAUAAAUUCAUUUUAUUGUGAACAUAUGCUGUACAAUGCUCUUCACAAAAAUAGACUUAAAUGUAUGUGCGUCACAAGUGUUGACUACUUCUGCCAAAUUCAACUUUUUAGAGAGCCAAGAACCAUUUGAAUGCUAUUAAAACAUCAGCAUUUAUGUUUUUUCUUACAAAUUCUUUAGACGUUGAUAAAGCACAAGGAUCAUUGAUAUUUAAAAAAAAAAAAACACUGCUGACAUUUGUUUUGCAGAGAAAUGCACCCAAAUAAAUUCCCAUAAGAAACACAAAAGUUAGUCAUACUGGAAACUGUGAUUAAGAGAUCCGUGUAGCAUAGCAGUAACUUUAACAUUGAUGAUUUGGUCGUGGAGGAUUUCAUCUUGCGGAGCUCAACAAGGAGCUGAAUUAUUAAGACAUAAGAUUAACUUGUGAAUCUUACGAUUAACUUGUGAAUCUUAUGGUUAACUUGUGAAUCUUACGAUUAACUUGUGAAUCUUACGAUUACCUUGUGAAUGAUGUUCGUAUAUACGUGCAGGAAUACUUGACAAUAGCAGUACUUGGAGUGUGUGUAUAAUUUAGAAUUUUUUUAAACAUUUUAAAUCAAUUCUCAUGUUUUGUUUCUGUUUAUACCUCAGUGCAGUUGGUCUAGACUUAAUAUACACUGUCAGAUGUCUUUCUUGUUGCUUCUAGAUUACAUGAUAGGGCUGGUCCUGUGUCAUUACUUUCAGUUGAAAUUUGGUUGCAAAAUUUUAACAUCUUGACAUCUAGAAUCAAAAUUAGUCUUAGCUAUAUUUCCAAAACAUGCACACAUGUGAGUCUCAGGGUGAGGGAAGUUUGUUUCUGUUGUUGGUGGGGUCAAGACCCAUUCAGUCAGCAGAAUGAUUCACAGUACUUGCUUUUGUAGAAAAUAGCAAGUAUUUGAAAUGUCAGUCUAUUCAUUUGUGAUGUCCUCCUUUCUAGUGUUUAUAAGUAAUACAUGGUCAUGAAAUGUAGACAUUUCUCAACUUUUCUAUUUAAGAUGUCCCAUCUAUGUACAACAGUAACACUUUCCCUCUUGGGUAAAAAACUUUUUGGCAAAAUCUGUCAAUUUAAGCUGUUAAAUUAAUUGUUUUCUUCAUUUAUGUGAGUUAAUUUCUUGUACAAAACACUAUUAACAGUACUGAGGGAAUGUCACAAUGAUGACUCCUGUUGGCACUGCGACUUUGCAUCUGUGAUGUGUGUUCUUAAGAAAGCCGUACAGGCAUAAAAGCUAGUAGAUCGUUACUUUAGUCACACUGUAAGUAUUACUGGCACAGUUUUGUGAAACAAGCUUUGUGUUAUGAAUUAAAUAAUAUGUAAAUUAUGUAUUAUAAAGUGUAAGUAGUGUGCAGCUAAUGUAAAUUGCAGGUCAAGUAGAUCCACGGAGUCAGAUAGCACUAAGAUUGUUAUCAAACUGUAUGAUAGUUGUGCCUAGUGAUCAGGCAUAUUAUGCAUUAUUACCCGUUUCUACUACUUUGUUUCUAUAAGCAUAUUUGUAUAUAAUCAUUUGCUCAUUUAUUUAAUACUGAAUGAAUUGAAGUGUAACAUAAUAAAUGUUUUCAUUUCAAGUAUUUAUGAUA